AUGGAACAGAUUAUUGUUCAUGGUGGUAACCAAUUAAAGGGAACAGUAAAAAUCGAAGGGGCAAAAAAUGCAGUACUGCCAAUUUUAGCUGCGACUCUUUUAGCAGAAGAAGGAACAACGACAUUAAACAAUGUGCCGAUCCUAUCUGAUGUGUUUAUAAUGAAUCAAAUAAUUAAACAUUUAAAUGUAGAUAUCACUUUUAAUGUAAACGACAAUCAAGUAGUUAUUGACGCGACAAAACCAUUAGGGAUUGAAGCAAACUAUGAAUAUGUAAGUCAAAUGAGAGCGUCUAUCGUUGUCAUGGGUCCGUUGCUUGCGCGCAAUGGUCAUGCGAAAAUAGCGAUGCCAGGAGGCUGUGCAAUUGGAAAACGUCCAAUUGAUUUGCACUUAAAAGGGUUUCAAGCUUUAGGCGCUAAAAUCAUUCAAAAAAAUGGUUACAUUGAAGCGAUCGCGGAUGAAUUAAUCGGAAAUAUGAUUUACUUAGAUUUCCCGAGCGUAGGUGCAACUCAAAAUAUCAUGAUGGCUGCUGUUAAGGCCAAAGGAACUACAGUGAUUGAGAAUGUAGCGAGAGAGCCUGAAAUCGUUGAUUUAGCUAACGUUCUUAAUAAGAUGGGGGCAAAAAUUGUUGGUGCUGGGACAGAAAUGAUGCAUAUCGAAGGUGUUGAUAAACUUCAUGGCGUAACACAUUCAAUCGUCCAAGACCGUAUUGAAGCUGGGACUUUUAUGGUUGCAGCGGCCAUGACGGAAGGAAAUGUACUGAUAGAAGAAGCGAUUUCUGAACACAAUCAUCCAUUGAUUUUAAAAUUAACAGAAAUGGGCGCAAAAAUUGUAGAAGAAGAUGGCGGGUUACGCGUGAUUGGACCAAAAGUCAUCAAACCUACAGAUAUUAAAACCAUGCCGCAUCCAGGUUUUCCAACAGAUAUGCAAGCACAAAUAACAGCCAUUCAAAUGGUUGCAGAUGGUGUUAGUGCUGUAACUGAAACUCUUUUUGAGAACCGUUUCCGACACUUGGAAGAAAUGCAACGUAUGAACGCAACUGUUAAAAUUGAUGGCAAUGUUGCAAUCAUUACUGGAACGGAUGCUUUGCAAGGAGCUGCGGUGGAAGCAACAGAUUUGCGCGCAGCAGCAGCGUUGAUCUUGGCAGGACUUCGUGCGAAUGGCAUUACUCGUGUGUCUCACUUGGAAUACUUAGACCGCGGGUACUACAAAUUCCACGAGAAACUACAAAAACUAGGUGCAAAAGUAGAACGUGUAAACGAUGAAAAAAUUGUGGAAACACAAUAUUCCACAGCUGGCUAA
Messenger RNA from Maniola jurtina (meadow brown), 1299 nucleotides. RefSeq names its product UDP-N-acetylglucosamine 1-carboxyvinyltransferase 2-like. Gene Ontology annotation, biological process: UDP-N-acetylgalactosamine biosynthetic process. The record is from RefSeq and is a predicted model, not a curated record. Gene Ontology annotation, molecular function: UDP-N-acetylglucosamine 1-carboxyvinyltransferase activity. The transcript has a single exon. Lineage: Eukaryota; Metazoa; Arthropoda; Insecta; Lepidoptera; Nymphalidae. Bases 1 to 1299 code for a protein of 432 amino acids.